AUGCCAUUAUCAAUUGAAUCAGAGAUUGAUCUUCUAUAUCAUUUAUCAACCAUGUCUGAACAUGUUUUACCAAAAGGAAUCUUUUAUCUUCUUCUUUGGAAACGUCUUAAUCAGUCAAGUAUUCCGCCAGCUUUCACAUUCAAUGAAAUGAUCGAUCAUCUUCGUACACUAUACGAUGAAAGCGUUUUUGAUAAUCCAGAGCUACCUGAAUCCAACGAUCAUGAUUUCGAAUGGCAUCCAGCUGAGAUUACUGAACAAGAAAAUGAAGGUCAGCAACAAGUGGAGAAAGAUUUAUCUAAUAAAUCUGAACCAACAGCAAUAGCUCCAACGCCAUCGCCCGCUGUAACUAAAUCGCGAAAACGACCGCCUUCUCCAUCAUCUGGCACGUCGAAUGGUGAUAGUGGCCGUCGAAGUGGUCGUUCAAAGCUGAAUGCUCAGCCAAAAGAUGACGAUGAGCAGCAACAGUCGAAAACUGACAAACGAAAAUCGACCAAAGAUACAUCUCGAAUAUCAACACGAUCAAUACCAGCAACUGACUCGAUUGGUACACGUUUACGAGGACAAAAAUAG
This is a messenger RNA of Adineta ricciae, 570 nucleotides long. Lineage: Eukaryota; Metazoa; Rotifera; Eurotatoria; Adinetida; Adinetidae. The record is from the annotation of a GenBank genome assembly.